AAAAAAAUUAUUUCAGGUUAUGUAUGCCUUUGUAAUGCGUCCUGAGAGUUUGCCCAAAUCCUAUCAAGACUUCAUUCAAAAGACUGGGCCAGUUGCAGCGCCCGUAUACAAGGCUGUAAGGGAUAGCUGUAGAGGUCAUCCAGUUGAUGUUGCUUCAUUGCAUACUUACUUAUCUCACAGAGGAAGAUCUGAGUAUGUAAAGUUGGAAGAGUUUCCCUCCAUCAUUCCUUGUUCCAUCAUUCAUCCAGGAACAAAGUCAUGUUUGGCACACGAAGUAAAUGCAACAUCAGCAACGUUUAAGAAAACCUUCCCACUUUACUUCUCUUUGACCUUUGUGCCAUUUGUUGUUCUGCGCCAACAGAAGUUUACUGAUGCUCCUUUCCGUACACUCUGGUUUGCCAUCAAAGGAUCUGUUCGGUCGACAGCCUUUUUGUCUGCUUUUGUUGGGAUCUUUCAGGGAGUCAUAUGUUUACAUAGAAAACUUGCUUCAAGAGAUCACAAGUUUGUAUAUUGGAUAGCAGGUGGAAUAUCUGCCCUUUCAGUGUUAUUGGAGAAAAAAGCAAGGCGUAGUGAGCUAGCUUUAUAUGUUCUUCCCCGGGCCGUAGAUUCAUUAUGGUAUAUCUUGGUGAACAGGCACCUGCUUCCGAUUGUAAAAAAUGCUGAGGUCUUCUUGUUUUCUCUCUGCAUGGGAGGGAUCAUGUAUUACUUGGAAUAUGAACCAGAAACCAUGGCCCCAUUUCUUAGGAGCCUCAUCCGGCGCUUCCUUGCGAGCAGAAUUAGCAAUCCAAGUCCACCGUCUAAUCCGACCGCUUCGUACUUACAAGCUCUUGAUGGAACAACGAAGCCAAAAUUACCCAGAAGGGACUCUGAAUCUUCUUCAGAGCAGUACAAUCUUGAAUCUAUUCCAGGGCUUUGAAAUGGUUACAAGUUCUUUAUUUUUGGACUAUAAAGUGAAGAGAUUCUGUAUUAAUUUCAACAUUGAUUCCGCAUUUUUUAUUGAUUCUCAAAUGAAGCUGCUCUCUCGAUGUGUGUGAUAUAUUAUCAAAUUUGAUUGAGUAGCUUCUUUUGGAACAAUAAAUAGGCCAUAAAAACUAGUAAAAUAAGCUCAUUGACAGAUUGAUUUGGUUUUUAUUGGAAAAAAAUCAUUUACAAUCCAAA
This is a messenger RNA of Lotus japonicus, 1158 nucleotides long. RefSeq lists its product as uncharacterized. NCBI's taxonomy places the organism in Eukaryota, Viridiplantae, Streptophyta, Magnoliopsida, Fabales, Fabaceae. Bases 20 to 916 code for a protein of 298 amino acids. The transcript is spliced from 4 exons. The record is from RefSeq and is a predicted model, not a curated record.